Messenger RNA from Siniperca chuatsi (mandarin fish), 6868 nucleotides. It is a transcript of the gene pld1b, whose product is annotated as phospholipase D1b. The transcript has 26 exons. Gene Ontology annotation, biological process: intracellular signal transduction; phosphatidic acid biosynthetic process; cell motility. The record is from RefSeq and is a predicted model, not a curated record. The coding region runs from base 363 to 3479 and encodes 1038 amino acids. NCBI's taxonomy places the organism in Eukaryota, Metazoa, Chordata, Actinopteri, Centrarchiformes, Sinipercidae. Gene Ontology annotation, molecular function: phosphatidylinositol binding; D-type glycerophospholipase activity.
UGCCCGGCUGAAUCUUCUCGUCGUCUGUCUGCAUCUGCUGCACUCUGCUCUCAACCUCCCAGACUGUCUGUCACAGCUCUGUGAAUGUGUGUGAGUGUGUGUGUGUGUGCGUGAGUGUGUGUGUGAGUGUUGUAGAGAGACGGGGAGAGUGUGUGUGAGGAGAUUUAAGGAGAGACUAGAGAAAAGACACUGCAGAGGAGGAGAGCAGUGGCUUCUUGGUUUGUUUUUUGAGGAAGUUUGUUUCCUGACGGAGAGACAGUUUAGGGAAGUGAAGACUUAAUGAUGAUGAUGAUGAUGAUGAUGGGCUUCCCUCAGCCCCUGCGGGCUCAGGUGAGCCCCAGGCUCCAGACUGAGUGCUAGCCAUGCUGCGGCAGUCCAAUCCGACCUCCAGCACCUUGCAUCUGGUUGCCAACGAUAUGACCGGCAUCAUGGAGAACCUCGACACCCGCGAGCUCCACCUGGAAGAUGGAGAGUACGACACAACCGACGCCAACUCCCCAGCGGAGCAUUUGCCUUUCAUAGCGAUCUACAACACGGUGGGUUUCAAGGAGCCCGAGGCCAAAGUCUUCCUGUCCUCUCCGAUCACCGCCAAGAUCCUGGAGGUGGAGCGGUUCACUUCGGCUCAGGACCGCUUCAACAUCACUGCGCAGAGGAGCGUCAACAAGUCAAUGCCGUCGGUGUUUAAGAUUGAGCUGAAACACGGGGAGUUUACAUGGCUGGUGAAGAGGAAGGAGAAAAACUUUAUGGAUCUCCACAGAGAGCUGAGGACGUACAAGACCUUCCUGAGGCUGCCGCUGCCGUCACGCAGUCACACGGUGAAGAGGCAGACGGUGACGAGGAGCGAGGUGAGGGGGAUGCCGAACCUCCCCAGAGUAGGAGGAGACGAUCUGGGCAGAGAGGAUCAAGUUUCCAGUCGCAGGAAACAACUGGAAGAUUACUUGAAUAACCUGCUGAAGAUGCCGAUGUACAGGAGCUAUCACGCAACGAUGGAGUUCAUUGAUGUUAGCCAGCUGUCCUUUAUCCACGAUCUGGGACCGAAAGGCUUAGAAGGAAUGGUGCUGAAGCGAUCCGGCGGCCAUCGGAUCCCCGGGUUGAACUGCUGUGGUCGCAGCAAAAUCUGCUACCACUGGUCCAAACGCUGGCUGGUGGUGAAGGACUCAUUCUUGCUCUACAUGAAGCCGGAUUCGGGUGCCAUCUCCUUUGUGAUGCUGGUCGACAAGGAGUUCCGCAUCUUAAUGGACUCCAAAGACACGGAGACCAAACACGGCGUUCGCAUCGACAGUCUGUCCAGAUCAUUGGUGCUGAAGUGCAGCAGCUACAGACACGCCCGCUGGUGGGGUCAGGCCAUUGAAGGCUUCAUCCAGAAGCACGGCUCGGCCUUCCUCACCGACCACCGCUUCGGAUCCUUCGCCAGGGAGGAAGUGAACAUCCCCGCCAAAUGGUAUGUAAAUGGGAAAACAUACAUGGAGGAUGUGGCUGAUGCUCUUGAAGAAGCCAAAGAGGAAAUAUUCAUCACAGACUGGUGGCUGAGUCCGGAGAUCUUCCUGAAGCGGCCGGUUGUCGACGGCAACCGCUGGCGUCUGGACUGCAUACUGAAACGCAAAGCGCAACAAGGCGUGCACAUCUUUGUGAUGCUGUACAAGGAGGUGGAGUUAGCUCUGGGCAUCAACUCAGGAUACAGCAAGAGAACGCUGCUGCACCUUCACCCCAACAUCAAGGUGAUGCGUCACCCAGACCACGUCUCCUCCACCGUCUACCUGUGGGCGCAUCACGAGAAGAUCAUCGUCAUCGACCAAUCGGUGGCCUUCGUUGGUGGGAUUGACCUGGCGUACGGUCGCUGGGACGACAGGGAACACCGGUUGACGGACAUCGGGAGUGUUACACGCUCACAGUUGGAGCAGGCUGAAGCUGCCUCUUCCAAUAUGGCUGCCCCAGCCAACGGCAGCAGCGCCGCCUCCCACAGUAACGGGAAGGGCAUUUUUACAGUGACGGACUCAGUGGACCAGCCCAAGCUGAAAGGUCAGGGGAGGAUGAAGAGGACCAAGUUCAGCAUCAAGAAACAACUGCAGAAACACGGGCUCGCCCAGGCUGACAGCAACAGUGACCAGGAGAACGAAGAGAGAAGCGGCUCAAUGCGUAGUCUACAUACGGGGGUCGGAGAGUUGUUUGGAAACGCGCGGUUCUGGCACGGAAAAGACUACUGCAACUUUGUGUACAAGGACUGGAUUCAACUGGACAAACCGUUCGACGAUUUCAUAGACAGACACACAACUCCCAGAAUGCCUUGGCACGACAUCGCCUCAGUGGUUCAUGGGAAAGCGGCUCGAGAUGUGGCCAGACACUUCAUCCAGCGGUGGAACUUCACCAAGCUUGUGAAGCCAAAGUACCGUUCUCUGUCGUACCCGUGUCUGCUGCCCAAGUCUCACACCACCGCUGGAGAGCAGCAAUACCAAGUCCCCAACUGCAUCCCCGCCAAAGUGCAGAUCCUUCGCUCAGCCUCUGACUGGUCCGCUGGCAUCAAAUACCAUGAGGAGUCCAUCCACAACGCCUACGUCCACACCAUCCAGAACAGCCAACACUACAUCUACAUAGAGAAUCAGUUUUUCAUCAGCUGUGCAGACAACAGACACGUUUUCAACAAGAUAGGAGACGCUAUUGCCGAGCGCAUCAUCAGAGCAUUUAGGGAGGGUAAAAGGUACCGAGUGUACGUGGUGACGCCUCUGCUGCCAGGCUUCGAAGGAGACAUCACCACCGGAGGGGGCAGCGCCAUCCAGGCCAUCAUGCACUUCAACUACAGGACCAUGAACAGAGGAGACCACUCCAUCAUCUCCCAGCUCAGGAGAGAGAUGGGAGAGCAGUGGAUAAACUACAUCUCUAUCGCUGGUUUGAGGACUCAUGCUGAGCUGGAGGGGAAGCUGGUCACCGAGCUCAUCUACGUCCACAGCAAGAUGCUCAUCGCUGACGACAACACCGUCAUAAUCGGUUCUGCCAACAUCAACGACCGGAGCAUGCUGGGAAAGAGGGACAGCGAGGUGGCGGUGAUCGUGGAGGACUCCGAGACGGUGACGGCGGUGAUGGACGGGCAGAAGUACCAAGCUGGAAAAUACGCCCUGCAGCUCCGCCUCGAGUGCUUCAAGACCAUUUUGGGCGCUCACACAGAUCCCUCCAUCGACGUGUCGGAUCCCGUCAGCGACCAGUUCUACAAGGAGGUCUGGAUGUCCACCUGCGCUCGCAACGCCAACAUUUACCAGAAGGUUUUCCGCUGUCUGCCGUCCAGCGAUGUCCGUAACAUCCUGGAGCUGGAGGGCUACCGGGCCAAGUCAGGUCUGGACAAGGAGGACCCGGCCCGGGCUCACGAGGAACUGAAGAAGAUCCGCGGCUUUGUGGUCCAGUUUCCUCUUCAGUUCCUGUCAGAGCAGAACCUGCUUCCUCCCAUCGGCUCCAAGGAGGCCAUGGUGCCCAUGGAGGUCUGGACCUGAGAUAGAGGGACUCACCUGUGAAUUCAUGUGUUCACGCACAGCAUAUGGAGGACUUACAGGUCUAUAAUGCCCACUGUGGUGCCAUUUUAGAGGUCCGACUGGCUGAAAACUAGCUCAUGGCUCAAAAAAAUCUGGUACUGUUUUAUUUAUUCCCUUUAAAGUAAUUUUAUAGUUACAAAAACAACAGUAUGUAAUAUAUCUGUCUUGUGGCUUGUAGUCACAUGAGAGCGUAAACAUUGGUGUCAUCACUAAAAAGGUUUUUUGCCCUGAACAGAGCCUCCCAGGCAAUGGCUUUUCUUGAGCUUUGUACUACAGUGGUUCCCAACCCCUGGUCUGCAGACCGGUACUGGCCCAUCGAACAUUUGCUACGAGAAAACAGUGCAAUUUGGGCCACACACACAAAAAAACUGAAUAAUAAUAAUAUAUAUAACUAGGGUGUUUGUGCAAUAAAAACCUUGAAGUUGGUGCAGUCUGUGUUGUCUGUGCUGCAUCUUUCCUCAUCAGUCCCUGACACCCCCACAACAACGUUAUACUGGUCUGAACUAAAUAAACAAAAACUUGGCCGGAGAGAUAAAAGCGUUUGGUUAUAAGAUGCAAAUGUCUUACCUACUUACAGCCUUACUUUUAUUAAAAUAAAAAUGUUCCACAGUGCAGAACCGGUUGGGAACCCCUGAUGUACUGGACUGUUAAAGGAAAACUGAAAUUGUAGCUCCACCAUUGGUUCUUUCGGUUAUGACAACAUUAUCCUUACCAACUUUGUUCAAGUGGGCUUCAAAUAGAAUUCAACCAAAAAAACUAAAUGUUACCCAGAAUGUCUGAUGUAAACAUCCAUCAGUUUACAGACAGACUUUGUGGUUCAGCUCUGACCUACUGUACUUACUGUAGUUGUGGUCACAGUUUCCCUUCAAUGAGGGAUUAUUACCAACAUUUCAAGUGCGUUCACUUUGUUUGACCUCCAAAAAAGUGGUUUAGAUAAUCUGGAGAAACUGUUUUUAACGCUGUGGCCACACAAAGAUUUCAGCCCAAUAGGACCAAUAACUGGAGAUUCUGCCUGUAACCCAGAGCUUCAAAUGCUCUCAUUAUUUAGGAGAAGAGAAUAAGAGACAGUUCACUGUUUUACUGUUUACUGUAGCAUUAGCAGCCAAAACGACUUCCAAAAUGGUGUCAGCUGUGGUUGUGACAAAGCCUCUGUACCAGCAGUGCCACUGAAUGCACAUGAACAACAUUACACUCACUAAAAUAUCACACAGAUACAAACAGACACAGUAUCAUUGGAAAAACAUGGAGACUCUCAGAACUGAUAUGUACACACAGUACAUUGUUUUAAACAGAUGCAACACACAUACAAACAUGGAGAGGAGCAGACCAGCAGACGGAGCGCUGACAACCCGAGCCUCGUGUUUACAAGAAGUAGUAAAGGAAAAAUUGAAGUGAUCAGCUCUGAGGUCUGACACGCCUCCUCCUGGCCUCUCGCCACCAAACUAUUACUCUGAUCUCUCCUCUUUUUAAAAUGGCUCGCUUCUUCACUCUCCAACAACACUAUGCAACGUCCGAGGCCGGCAAACACAGCUCUGACUCUGUGUUGAGAGAGGACUGUUUGAAAAGACACCAAAAGAUACUUUAGCGAAGACAGCAGUGCAGAGGUGGGGAUGAAGAGCCGGAUGGGGCUGUCGGACGUCUCCAGCCAUUUUAAACUCGUCUCUGAACCCCUGCUUUAAUAUUUAUGUCAAACAGGAAAUCACAAGUGCCAAAGAUGAGAGCGUAGCCUGAUGUUAAUGCAGUACAUACAUUCAUUUACAUUCCUCAUACUGUGGAUUCUACAUUAAGCCUUAAGUGACCUGUUUUUAUGCUCUGAUCUGUAGUUCCUAUGGUUAUGCUUUAUUUUACGUCUGUAAGUUCCUGGGAAACAAACUGCUGUAAUUAGUAAAGUAAAUAUUCAUUUGUUAGUCAUUUAUUUUUGGAAACUUUCUUCUGCAUAUAAUAGUUAAAUUGUAUUUUGCCUGUAGACAGAUUUUACACGUUUGCAUGUUUAGCUGACCUGCUGUGCACUGACAGUCUUGAAAUUACACUAGUAGUUAUUCAGAAUGAAUACCUGAAAGUGUGUACAAGUAAUUAUCCUUUCCAGGAAACUGCCAAGAAAGUACAGACUUGAAUAAAGCGUUACUGUUCUUAUUUUUUUUAACUACAUAACCCACAGAUUCCUGCAUGAUAAGAUUACAAUACUGCGUUUCAUUCGCUGUCAGAAGGCGGAAAUUCUUAAGCAACAGACGACUUUUAUUGAAUAUUGGUUUGUUAAGUAAAGUUUUAGCGGCUAUAAGUGCAAAUUUUAUUACACCUUUAGCUCCCGGAUGUUUCUGUACAUUUAAAGACUCAAUUGAUUUUUUUUUUUUGCCAACUGAAAACAUAAUUUUGACAUUUUAUAAAAGUUGUUGGGGUGAACUUGUUAGCAAACAGUUGCCUAUUUACACAACCAGCAGACGUGCAGCAACAUGAUCCUUCAUGUGGAGGCGUGUUUGUGUCACCUGAUGGACGGCAGUCCGGUCUUCUCUCCGUCAGCUCUGUGUUUGGUCUCCAGCAGCUCCUGAGGGAAAUAUCCGGCUCUUCAGCUGCUAAACGCUCCACUAUGUUCACCAGCUGCUCUCUGACUGUGUCGGUCAGCUGUUUGCUGAUGAGCAGCUCGUGUUCAGUGGUUUUUUAAAGCUCUUUUGCUGAAAACAGCUGCUCACUACAUCUGGAAACAACUGAUCACUGAGACUAAAUCAAAACAACUGUGGUGUAAAACCAAAAUGAAGAGCUUAAAUAUGCUAAAAACGCACAGUAGUGUUGUGUGUUCGUCACUAUGAGUGGCACCUUUCAUAUUACAUUUGCCAGAUGGCCAGAAACACAACUCCACAUGAAUGCUAAUGUCGCUCUGUCUCUGCUGAAUGUGUAAAUAAGCAACCCUUAGCUUUGCAAGUUCACCAUAUCAACUUAAAAAUGAUCGUGUCAGUUUCCAGUUUGUUUCUGCUGCCCCCCAGUGGCAGGUUUAAGAUCUUGAUUAGUACUAUAAAACCUCAAAGCUACACUAAACAUCAAAUUCAAGUUUACCAGUUAUUUAAAAAGUUAAACAAUGGUGUGUAGCCUUCACAUUGUAAACGCCAUGUUGACAUCAGAUCAUCAGAAUUUGUAUUUUAAAAAAAAAAAAAAAACCUUGUGGUUGCGUUUCCUUCUGGUUCUCUGAUAUUUCUGGAACGCAGCGUCAGUAUUCCUCAGUGUCUUCCUUGUUGGUCUGUAAGUGAUCUGCAUGACGUGGUUUUGUGCUAUAAAUUUUACCAAAAAAAAAAACCAUGAGAUGAUACGCUAGCUGACAGCAGCUUGUUGCCAUUAAACAUUACAGAUAAAAGCAUGAA